Messenger RNA from Corylus avellana, 838 nucleotides. Its product is annotated as (3S,6E)-nerolidol synthase 1-like. Gene Ontology annotation, molecular function: terpene synthase activity; magnesium ion binding. The record is from RefSeq and is a predicted model, not a curated record. Lineage: Eukaryota; Viridiplantae; Streptophyta; Magnoliopsida; Fagales; Betulaceae. Gene Ontology annotation, biological process: terpenoid biosynthetic process.
UGUCUUACAGAUCCAGACAUGUCAGACGAAAGGAUUGAGCUCACAAAACCCAUUUCUCUUAUCUACAUAAUAGACGACAUUUUCGAUGUUUAUGGAACGAUUGAGGAACUCACUCUCUUCACAGAAGCUGUCAACAAAUGGGAUUUUGCUGCUCUUGAGCAACUACCCGAGUACAUGAAGAUAUGCUUCAAGGCUCUUUACGACAUCACCAAUGAAAUUAGUAACAAGAUACAUCAAAAGCAUGGAUGGAACCCAAUAGACGCUCUAAGAAAGACGUGGGCGAGUUUGUGCAAUGCCUUUCUAGUAGAGGCGAAAUGGUUUGCUUCUGGGCACUCACCCAGGUCAGAAGAGUAUUUGGAAAAUGCAGUUAUUAGUUCAGGGGUUCAUGUCGUACUUGUUCACACUUUCUUUCUUUUGGGCCAACGUGUAACCAAGGAAACUGAAGAUCUUGUGGAUAACCUACCGGGCAUUAUUUCUUCUCCGGCCACAAUUCUUCGGCUUUGGGAUGACUUGGGAAGUGCCAUGGAUGAGAGUCAAGAAGGGCGUGAUGGAUCAUACAUAGACUACUACGUGAAGGAACACCAAGGUUGCUCCAUCAAAGAGGCACGAGAGAAGGUUGUGAGUAUGAUUGCAGCCGCGUGGAAGCUGCUAAACAAGGAGUGCCUCUCUCCAAAUCCAUUUCCAGCAGCAUUCACUAGGGCUUCUCUUAAUAUUGCAAGAAUGGUUCCAUUGUUGUAUAAUUAUGACGACAACCAUUGCCUUCCAAGCUUCCAGGAGCAUUUGAAAUCCGUGCUUUAUGAAAGCGUCUCACUUUAAGGGAAAAAAAAAUUAUCUAUAU